Drosophila kikkawai is the source of this 3010-nucleotide messenger RNA. RefSeq names its product Nek2 (gene Nek2). NCBI's taxonomy places the organism in Eukaryota, Metazoa, Arthropoda, Insecta, Diptera, Drosophilidae. Gene Ontology annotation, molecular function: protein kinase activity; ATP binding. Gene Ontology annotation, biological process: protein phosphorylation. The record is from RefSeq and is a predicted model, not a curated record.
GAAGGUUAAUGUUAAGGGAUCUCUAAUGGAAGUGCUAAAACGAAAUAGAUAUUGUCCUGGACGUUUUAAGAAAUAUAUACAUAUUUUAGCUUCGAAAAUUAUACGAAGUUUGGAUGGUCAAUCUUAUCUAUGUACAUACAUAUGUAUGUAUGUAAAUAUAAAAACUUAGUCUCAAACUAAAAUCUAAUCUAAUCUAAAAUUUUAGCGGAAACUGACCAAGAACCUAGCUAUUUUCCAGGACUUCUAGCCAAAUCUAGCGGGCAGGCUACUAUUGAGCAGCACUAGUCCUUUCCCCCCUUCCACUUGUCUGUAUGGUUUGUUGUUGAUCGCCGGUUUUUGCAGGUACGCCGCUUGCUUGUGUGGGUGCGCGUCCGAAAUCAAGAGAGUUCAAAAAUCCUGCAACCGAAAACCAGUCUCAAUUCUAUUUGGGAUUCUGAAGUGAGCGGAGUGAAGAAAUCGGGAGGCAAACGAACAGGAAUACAGAAUUAAAUCACAGAAAAAUGAGCACGGAGCGAGAGAGGCGGGAGGAGUCUGCAGGAGCGUCCGGUGGAGCGACGGGAAUGGACUUCAGCAAGAAAACUCUUCAGGAUUACGAGGUUCUGGCCGUGAUGGGCAACGGCUCCUUCGGCACCUGCUAUAAGGUGCGUGACAAGAGCACUGGCGAACUGUUCGCCUGGAAGGGCAUGAACUACGACGAGCUGGACGAGGACAAGUGCGAGGCGUUGGUCUCGGAGAUCAGUGUGCUCCGGCAGCUGCAGCAUCCGAACAUAGUGCAGUACUACCACCAUUUGGUUAACCGCGAGGCCAAGUCCGUCUACAUCGUGAUGGAGUGCUGUGCCGGCGGCGAUCUCGCCCAGAUUGUUCAACGGGCGCGAUCCCAGCGUCGCCGGUUCGAGGAGCGCUAUAUCUGGCGGGUGCUCUUCCAAUUGUGCCGUGCCCUGCAGGUGUGCCACAACAAGAUUCCAAAUGGAACGAUCCUGCACAGGGACAUCAAGCCGGCGAAUAUCUUCCUGGACGCCGCCGGCAAUGCCAAGCUGGGCGACUUCGGCCUGGCCCGGAUGUUGCGUCGGGACCAGAGCUUCGCCGCCUCGUUCGUGGGCACGCCACACUAUAUGAGUCCGGAGCUGGUCCGCGGUAGGAAGUACGACCGCAAGAGCGACGUGUGGGCCGUGGGUUGCCUGGUGUACGAGAUGUGCGCCCUGCGUCCGCCGUUUCGGGGACGCGCCUUCGACCAGCUCUCCGAGAAGAUCGCCCAGGGCGAGUUCAGCCGUAUUCCCGCCGUCUACAGCUCCGAUUUGCAAGAGAUUAUCGCAUUUAUGUUAGCCGUCGAUCACGAACAGCGUCCCGGCAUCGAGGUGAUCAUCCGGCAUCCAUUGGUGGUCCGGAAUAUCUGCGAGCUGGACGGAGAGUUUCCGAACCUCGUCGAGACUGGUGAGGACUUUUACAGGCUGCCCGCCGGCGGCAGACUCUUCGACGAGGAGGAAGAGGAGCAUGAGGUGCCGCCCGAGCUGUCCAGCACACUGUUCACCGAGCAGUACAGCUUCAACGAAGGCUAUGGCCAAAGGAGGCUGAGUGUCACGGGCGUGUUCACCCCGGACCUGAGAAACGAACUUUUCUACUCCGCCAAGCGACGGAUGUUUCCCUCCAAGAAACUGCAGCUAUCGGAUCCCGCCCUAUACGAGAGUAUAAGGAGAGAGGAACGCGAGGAGGAGCGGCAGUUGGAGCUGCAGGAUGAGCGUCGACGGCGAAAGGAGAUGGAUAUCGUAAGCGAGGAGUUGAAGAGACCGGUGCAGGAACAGGAUGGGAAGCAUGAGCAGAGCAAAGGCCAUAGCAGUCCUCGUGCUCUCACACAAAACAUUUUCGAUGAGGUUUUAAAGACCAGGCUUCAUGCCAUUCGCGCCCAGGAGUCACUGCUCCAGCAGAAGCUAGUGGAGCUGCAGAUGAGAGAGCAGGAGUUGAAUCUUGCGGAAAAGCGCGUCCAAUCCUUGGAACUUCAGCUCCAAGAGAAGCUGAUGCAGCAGCAGGAGAAGCCUUCGUGUCGUUGCACUCAGCACCCGGUAGCUCCACCGAUUCCGCCCCGGAAACCGGCCAAGAGCCACCACGAUGACACUUACUGCACCAUCGAGCUAAACGAGACAUCGCCCACAGUGGCCAAACUCAAUUUGGCCACCCUGCCGCCUCCCAAGUCGAUGAAUACCCUGCGAAAGGUCACGUUCCAGUCGCCCCAGAAGUUUGUCACCUACGGAAUUGAGAAUAUGCCGCCAGUGGCUAAUCCCGGCACGGGUAAUCCUCCUCCUGCUGCUGCUGCUGCUGCAGUUGGUGGUGUACCCAUGCAGAUGAGUGUGUCCAGCAAUGAUUCCGGCGAUAGUCAGGCCUCUUCCACCAGGCGAAAGUCCAUUUUGUCCCUUUUUGGGCUGAGUCGCGGUUCUAAAGCCACGUCGAAAUCCCUGCCAGCGGUGAAUCAGCCAAUGACUGCUAUGCCAGCACGGGUCCAGCGUCCUCCAUUGACUGUAAAGCCACCAAUCACGCAGGAACAACAGCCGGUGGCCACUCCAGCGGUGGCCAAUCUGUGGACCAAGGAGCAGAAGAAGCAAGCCUUCGAGCUCCUGGCGGCCAUGAAUGCGGCGGAAAGGGAGGCGACCGGAGCGUCGGGCUUAUCGGGCGCCGGAGGAGCGCGUCGCCAGCACUUGCGACAGUCGGUGAGGGAGCGGAAUUCCACGCUCCAGCGGAAUCGCAUGCGGCGAUCUAUGGUCCUGGCCAGUGGCCACCAGAAGCAAUCAACGCGCGACCAGAUGAUGAUCUAAGGAGGGAAGACUGUGGAGUCAAGAGCCAUGGAAACCAUGGAAACUACCCGCGUUGUGAUGUGGAAUAAGUUCCGAAAUAUAACAUAUAUAUUCUUUUUUUUUUAAUACAUUUUAUAUGUACAUAUAUCAUAUUUUUUUGUCCGUUUUUUUGCGAGUGUAUUACUAGUUUUAAGAUUUGUCCUUUUCGCUGCCAAACAUUGUGCAAU